Molecule: messenger RNA, 453 nt
Organism: Australozyma saopauloensis
Lineage: Eukaryota; Fungi; Ascomycota; Pichiomycetes; Serinales; Metschnikowiaceae
Exons: 1
Coding region: 1-453 (150 amino acids)
Source: RefSeq, a predicted model, not a curated record
AUGUUUGUACCUCUGUCUGUUUUGACAGGUCGCAAGACCACCGUAGGUAUCGUUAACGAGCCAUUUGCAAAGCUGGUCCCCUUCGGGGUUGAGCGGAUUUUGCGGGUGGUUCCAGGUAUUUGUGGAUCAGAACGUGAUAACGUACAUCUAUAUCUAUCAUGGUAUUGGGACAGAGUAGCUCCGUUGACAGACUGGAGAGUAAGCGGAUCGGUCUUGAGCUCACCUGGAGACUUGUGGCAACACAACCUCUGGGUUGCAGCUCGGCCAGAUGAUUCGUGGCGACAUAUUCCUGUACUCUACGAAGGCCAUUUGGCUUGUGAUCGUUUGAGUAAAACCAUGUUGCGCACAUCUGUAAAUUGUAGAACAAUCUGUAGGAAGAGAAUGUCCCCUGAUGAUGAAAUUCGUUUAACUGGAAUGAUAAUGUAUCAUGACAGAUGGUUCCAAUUGGCAUGA